AUGGCUGAUCCAGUUCCUCUCACAGAAACAGCAACCAGGCUUGAAAUGCCUGCCUUCAACCCAAACGUUCAGACGUGGUUCCUACAGUUGGACGCAAUAUUUCAGGCCAGACACGUAACUUCGCAACAGUCAAAAUUUGCGUCCGUGGUAGAGAAGUUACCCGCGGAGGUAGCGGCUGAAGUAGCCGACAUAUUAACCUCUCUACCAACAGACAAGCCGUACGAGACCCUCAAACAAGAAAUCCUGCAUCGGACCGGAUUUUCGGAAGAAAGAAAAAUAAGAGAUCUCUUAACAAAUGUAACAAUCGAAGAUUCGAAACCGUCCCAAUUACUACGACGCAUGCAACAACUGUUGGGCGACAACAACAUAUCAGCCACAGUAUUUCGCCAAAUGUGGCUGGACAAAUUACCAUCAGACAUGGUACGAAUCUUGGCUGCAUUAACAGACGACGUUGACAUACAAAAAUUGGCAAUGAUAGCAGACAAAAUAGCCGAUACUGCCCCGGUACGACAAAUUUCCUCAACAGGGACCGUGGUUGGCCUUGUGCCAGAUGUCAACCAACAAAUUCAAAAAUUGUCCUCAGAACUAAAAAGAAUAUCUCUACAACUGCAAGAAUUACAAAAACCACAUGAAAGUCGACGUGAUAAUUUUACGCGACACAGAAACCGUGGUUCAAGAUCGACGUCUCGCCAUAAAUACCAACAACGCCGUGAUCGUUACCAACAUGCCAAUUGCUGGUACCACGAAAAUUUUGGCGCGCGCGCGAAGAAAUGCCGACCACCAUGUUCGUAUGAAAAAGUUACUUCCAAACAAACAAGCGGGAAACGGACUCGCUGGCACCCAGUAGAGACGUUGGAUGCCAGAUAUUUAAAAACUAAUCGUCUCUUUUAUAUCCACGACAGAGCGACAAUGCGUGUAUUUCGUUGA
Acanthosepion pharaonis is the source of this 927-nucleotide messenger RNA. The record is from the annotation of a GenBank genome assembly. Lineage: Eukaryota; Metazoa; Mollusca; Cephalopoda; Sepiida; Sepiidae.